Molecule: messenger RNA, 1692 nt
Organism: Arctia plantaginis
Lineage: Eukaryota; Metazoa; Arthropoda; Insecta; Lepidoptera; Erebidae
Source: the annotation of a GenBank genome assembly
AUGGACACAGGAAAGAAGGUGGAUGCAGACACUUCUCGCAAAGACAGCAAGCCGCUCGACGCGGCUGCAAUCAUGAAAGAGAAGAGCAAGAACGCCGCACGCUCCAGAAGAGAGAAAGAGAACGCAGAGUUCCUCGAACUUGCCAAACUUCUCCCACUACCUUCUGCCAUCACGUCGCAGCUGGACAAAGCGUCAGUUAUCAGAUUGACAACGAGCUACCUGAAGAUGAGACAAGUUUUUCCUGACGGUCUCGGUGACGCCUGGGGUGCGGCUCCACCUCCACCACAACCUCGGGAGCUAUCCAUCAGAGAGUUGGGAUCACAUCUUCUCCAGACCCUGGACGGUUUCAUCUUUGUUGUCGCUCCAGAUGGGAAGAUCAUGUACAUAAGUGAAACGGCUUCUGUCCACCUCGGAUUGAGUCAAGUAGAGUUAACGGGCAACUCAAUAUACGAAUACAUCCAUCAAUCAGAUCACGACGAGAUGACAGCGGUUCUGAAUCUACAGCAUCCUCAUUCGUAUUUAGGACACCAGUACCCUAGUCUCGGGUACCCAGUGGGUGGGACGUGGGGUCCAACUGUUGACAUCGAGUGCGAAAGGGCCUUCUUUAUCAGAAUGAAGUGCGUUCUCGCCAAAAGGAACGCGGGCCUCACCACCUCAGGAUAUAAGGUAAUCCAUUGUUCGGGCUAUCUUCGCGCCCGUCGCUUUGGCGAGGGCUCAGCCCCAUUGGGCCUCAUCGCUGUGGGACACUCGCUGCCACCAUCAGCAGUCACCGAGCUGAAGCUGCACUCCAAUAUGUUCAUGUUCCGAGCUUCACUUGACAUGCGACUUAUAUUUCUGGACGCCAGAGUGGCGUCGCUGACCGGCUACGAGCCUCAGGAUCUCAUUGAAAAAACGUUGUACCACUACAUACACGGCACAGACGUUUUGCACAUGAGGCAUUCGCAUUGUACACUUCUAACCAAAGGGCAGGUGACGUCCCGGUACUACCGCUUCCUAACCAAGAGCGGCGGUUGGGUGUGGAUGCAGAGCUACGCCACCAUCGUGCACAACUCCAGGUCUUCGAGGCCACACUGCAUAGUAUCUGUCAAUUAUGUAUUAAGCGAUAUAGAAGAAAAACACCUCAUUUUAAACAUAAGUCAAGGAGGUCCUAAAGUAAGUAACGUGGAGAUCCCAUCACCUCACGUACCAACCACCACCACUUCACACGUGAGACAGCCAGAGAAAAUAAACCCGGUGCAUGUGAACGAAAGCGAAUAUAGCGAUUCCAGUGGGGGAUACAAUUAUCCAGAGUAUAACCUUCCAGUUAUCCCUCCCUAUGAUACGCAAGAAGAGUACCACCAACAAAACGGCUACCAAGAAAUUUUUUAUGAAAAUUAUGCAGACACUAGCGAAAUUUUACCUAAUUACGUGAGCUACCCUCAAAGCCAAAGACCGUUUUCGGCCAGCUCAUCAUCAUGUAGUUCCAUCGAAGGAUCAGAAAUACCCAAUCAUUAUAACUACACAAAUUUAAUAUCAUUUUACGGACACAAUCAAACACAAAAUGGCCGACCAGUGGUUGAGAACUUUGGCGCGACAUUCGGUAAAAUGACACCAAGCCCUGCGGUUCAAGAAGGAGGGUAUACAAGUGUUAUAGUGGAUAAUACGCAGCAGUUCCACCAUCACGGAGGGGGAGUUAAUGAGUUCGUGCAUUGA